Molecule: messenger RNA, 888 nt
Organism: Dioszegia hungarica
Lineage: Eukaryota; Fungi; Basidiomycota; Tremellomycetes; Tremellales; Bulleribasidiaceae
Product: carboxylesterase
Exons: 5
Coding region: 1-888 (295 amino acids)
Biological process (GO): formaldehyde catabolic process
Cellular component (GO): cytosol
Molecular function (GO): S-formylglutathione hydrolase activity
Source: RefSeq, a predicted model, not a curated record
AUGCCCAAGCUCGAGUCAAAACAGUCAAACAAGGUCGCCUCGGGCACCCUCACGAAAUACUCCUUCCCCUCCACCUCCCUCGGCGGACUCACGACCAACUUCAACCUCUUCCUCCCCUCGUCCGCAUCCUCCUCCUCUCCCGUUCCAGUCCUGCUCUACCUCGCGGGCCUGACAUGUAACGAGGACACUGGCGCUCAGAAGGGAGGCUUCCUCCUCACGGCUGCCAAGCACGGUCUCGCGGUCGUCAUGCCCGAUACGAGUCCUCGGGGAGCAGAGGUAGAAGGAGAGGAUGAGGAUUGGGACCUCGGGAGUGGAGCGGGGUUUUAUAUCAAUGCGACGGCGGACAAGUGGAAGAAGUACAGGAUGUAUGAUUUGAUCGUCGAGGAGCUACCGAAGGUGCUCAAGGAGGCGGAUCUGGGACUGGAUCUGACACGGAUGUCUGUCUUUGGGCACUCGAUGGGCGGGCACGGCGCUCUCAUGCUGUAUCUGCGGAACCCCAACUUAUUCAAGUCUGCCUCAGCCUUCUCACCAGCUUGCAACCCCUCUCAAACACCCUGGGGCAAGAAAGCUUUCAACGCCUACAUCCAACCCUGCACCCGCUCGAGCCCGCCAUCGGAAUGGCUGGCAUACGACUCGUCCCGUCUCCUCGCUCGCUCCGAGAUUGCCAAGGGGGAUGUUCAUAUCCUCGUCGAUGUCGGGACCGGCGACCAAUUCUUGAAAGAUGGUCAGCUGGAGCCGGACGCGCUAAAAGAGGCGGCCAAGGAGAAUGGGCGGACGCAGGAGGAGGUGCAGGUGCGAUUGCAGGACGGGUAUGAUCACAGCUAUUACUUUAUUUCAACGUUCGCCUCAGAGCACGUGGAGUACCACGCCAAUUUCCUCAAGGCUUAG